Messenger RNA from Erigeron canadensis, 1123 nucleotides. RefSeq names its product transmembrane protein 45B-like. NCBI's taxonomy places the organism in Eukaryota, Viridiplantae, Streptophyta, Magnoliopsida, Asterales, Asteraceae. The record is from RefSeq and is a predicted model, not a curated record. The coding region runs from base 143 to 973 and encodes 276 amino acids. The transcript is spliced from 2 exons.
UUUGUCGCUUUAUAUUUCUUUUUUCUCUCACUGUCCCGAUCCCAGUCUUUUUUUGAUAAAAAUUAAUUAUCUUUGAUGCCCAUUUUCUCAAAUCUUGAUUUGAAGAAGGCCAAAAUUUAUACUUGUACAGAAUUUUGUAGAUAUGGGAUCUUUUGUGGGACAUGUUAUUCCAGGGACACUGUUUCUUGUAGUCGGGGUAUGGCAUAUAUGGUGCACCAUGGUUCGCUAUGCAACAAACCCGAACACAUUCCGUGUUAAAGUUUGGAACCCGGUUCCAGGUUUUAAUGGGAAAUUGAAGUAUUUGGAGCUUUAUGUUAUUGUUUGUGGAACUUUUUUUGAUAUGUGUGUAGAGCUUUUGGAUUCGAUUUACAUUAAGUUCUUUGUUAAUGACCCCUUGAAAACAUAUCAUAUGAAUGAAUUUGAACAUGUUGGAAUGUUGUUGAUGUUCUUUCUUUUCAGUAUCAUUGCUGUGCUCUCUGAAAAAACCAGCUUCCUCCCCUUACCCGAAGGCGCCCUAUGCUUAUUAUCAGCAGCAGCAUUCUGUGCAGAGUACCUCUUAUUCUAUUUCCAUUCAACAACACACCAAGGGCUAGAGGGUCAUUACCAUCUUCUUCUUGUUUUACUGGUAGCUCUUUGCAUAUUAUCCGUAGUAGUCGGGGCUAUAAUGCCCACAAGUUUCCCAGCUGAUUUGUGCAGUGGUGUUGCUAUGGCCCUUCAAGGUCUAUGGUUCUAUCAAACUGCGUUCAGCCUCUAUGGGCCCUCUAUGCCAACUGGCUGUAAAUUUGAAGCGGAUGAAAUUACGUGUUCUUCUCAUGAACACGAGGUUCAUGGACAGUUGUUAGCUAAUGUACAAAUGUUUGGGCUUGUUUUCUUGGUUUUUAUUGGUGUUGUGGGGGCUUAUAUUUGUGCAGAUCAACAAUCCAGAAAGGGCAAGUAUGGAAUGGUUCAGCAGAAACCACUUGAUGGAUUCUAAGUGCAGUUAUAAAAGGUUUUGUUGUAAAGUUUAGAUUUUUAUUUUUUUGAAGUAGCAGAGUACUUGCGUAAGAUCUUUAUUUGAUUUGAAUUUCUCAUUUUGUAUUUUUCAGUAACUUUUCUUGUUGAAAUUUUAAAUUGAUUUAAUGAA